UGGACGAGAGAAUGUCUUGUUUAGGAAGCGUGAUAUGAUGGAUGCAUGCGCUAAAUCCACUACUGUCUGGAGGGCAGUGCGCUGUCGGACCGGCUCCAACUUCAGAUGCUCCGAUGCUGAGAACAAGCAAACUGAUCUCCAUGUGAAGCUAUCCCAUGAUGCAACAUGUGUCCCCAGCACCAGCAUUGACCAUGAUGGCCACACAGAGCGUCCCUCCACCAUCGUACCAGGAGAGCCAACAGAUGACAGGCACUACGCAGCAAAACUCAAAGGCUCAGCAUGUCCACCUCUCUGCAGCCUCAGCGGCAGGGGCCACACAGGUCAGCGUGACCCUUGACCCCCAAGCCCAACUGGAGUCAGACAAACGAGCCGUUUACAGGCAUCCUCUUUUUCCUCUUCUGGCGUUGCUGUUUGAGAAGUGUGAACAAGCCACGCAGGGAUCAGAAUGCAUCACCUCUGCCAGCUUUGACGUCGACAUCGAGAACUUCGUCCACCAGCAAGAACAGGACCACAAGCCUUUCUUCAGCGAGGACCCUGAACUAGACAACCUGAUGGUGAAGGCGAUCCAGGUGUUGCGGAUUCACCUGCUGGAGCUGGAGAAGGUGAACGAGCUCUGUAAAGACUUCUGCAACCGUUACAUCACCUGCCUCAAGACCAAGAUGCACAGUGACAAUCUGCUACGGAACGACCUGGGCGGCCCGUAUUCACCAUCACAGACCAACCUCGGCCUGCAGCAGGACCUGCUUCAGAACUCAUCCCCAUCCCUCACCUCUGUCUCCAGCACAGUAAACCCCUCUGGGAUCGUGGUCCCUGCCGGUUUGCUGCAACAGAGCAACGUUGCCAUGACCACUAUCAACUCUCAGGUGGUCUCAGGUGGGACGCUGUAUCAGCCGGUGGCAAUGGUUACCUCACAGGGGCAGGUGUUGACCCAGGGGUUACCACAGGGAACCAUCCAAAUCCAAAACAAUCAGGUGAACCUGGACUUGUCCUCACUCUUGGACGGCGAUGACAAAAAAUCAAAAAACAAAAGAGGCGUCCUUCCCAAACAUGCCACAAACAUUAUGCGUUCCUGGCUCUUCCAGCAUCUCAUGCAUCCUUAUCCUACAGAAGACGAGAAAAGACAGAUCGCAGCACAAACAAAUCUGACCUUAUUACAGGUGAACAACUGGUUUAUCAAUGCCCGCAGGCGUAUACUGCAGCCCAUGCUGGAUGCCAGUAAUCCUGACCCUGCUCCCAAAGCCAAGAAGAUGAAAUCUCAGCACAGACCCACGCAGCGCUUCUGGCCCGACUCCAUUGUAGCUGGAGUCCUGCAGACACACGGAUCCCACUCCACAAACAAUUCAGACAAUUCUCUUGGCAUGGACGGCCUGCAGUCUCUGUCCUCAGACACCGCCACACUGGCGAUGCAGCAAGCCAUGCUGGGAGGAAAUGAGGAUUCCAUGGACGGCACAGAGGAGGAGGAGGAGGACGACGAAGAGGAGGAAGAGGAGGGAAUCGACGAGGAGGAAGACGAAGAAGAAGACGAAGAAAUCGAGGGAGGCAGACAGAUGGCUCGGAGAGAUCUGGGCCUCAACCACAACGAAGGACUUGAAUAAAGGAUCAGAUAGACGAAAAUGUCAAAAUUGACUUAACUCCUACUCAUCCCCAUGGCAACACAUCUCAACACCUGAAGGUUUCCAGUGGACACUAAGUGCUGUGGAACAUCCAAUCAGAAUGAAGAGGAGGGGCCUGUUAUGGACUCGAUGAAUGAAUAAAAUUCAUGUUAAAGUGAGAAUUCGAAGGAGGACAGAAGAACAUUGUACUGUAUAUUGGGCCGUUAGCCAAGCUCUCAUGCAUAUAAUCCAUUUAAGCCUUACUUUGUUUAAUAUGUCUCUUUGGUUCUCAGGUGUCUUAGCAUGACAUAAUGUCUACCCUCUUACAGUCAUAUUGAUAACCAUGCAAUGAGUGGAUGUUUUAGGCAUGUUUCUUUCUUUCUUUUUUAUUUUUAUUUUUGUAGUUAAUGAAAUAUUCAGUCUUCGAAGAUUAAAAAAGAAAUGCCUGACAGCACAAUGUAUGUACAUUUAAUAGUGAUGCAUUUUACCCACUUCAUAUUUAUUUUCCAAACUGUCAAAAGGCAGUGGCACAAUCAACAAGGAUGCUGUCCGCUGAAAAAAACAUCAGCCUGGUUCAAAACAAACGCAUGUUGGGAGACUCGACGCAGAGUGCCAAGCAUCUCUUACACGUACAGAACAAAUCUCUCGUGCCCUUCUGAAACCGCAGGACCUACAAAUGACGUUUACUGAAGAACACCGCAGGAAAAAAAGAGACCUAUUUACAGGUGCGUAUCACACCCUGAAACGCCCCUCUUAAUUUUAUGUGAAGGACGAAACAAAAACUGUGAAGAUAUUUCUGAGCUUUUCGGCUUACUGUGUCUACAGAUUUAAUCACCUGUUUCUGAUGUGAUGUUUAGAAAAGACAGGAUGUUUCUGAAUGUUAUUGCAGUUGGUCUUUGUGAAGUACAUGUUUCUCAUUAUUAUCCUUUUCUUGGUUGUUUUUUUAAAUGGUUCUUCCAGAGCAAGUGAUGAUAGGGGAGCUUUUUAAUGAUUUGUUUGUAUACAUUGUUGUCAUAAUCUAUUGUGUUUCAGUAGCUCAUUUUUGAUAAUUAAAAACUAUGACUCUAGUGGACC
Sinocyclocheilus grahami is the source of this 2666-nucleotide messenger RNA. Its product is annotated as pbx/knotted 1 homeobox 2. Gene Ontology annotation, biological process: regulation of DNA-templated transcription. Bases 156 to 1595 code for a protein of 479 amino acids. NCBI's taxonomy places the organism in Eukaryota, Metazoa, Chordata, Actinopteri, Cypriniformes, Cyprinidae. The record is from RefSeq and is a predicted model, not a curated record. The transcript has 12 exons. Gene Ontology annotation, molecular function: DNA binding.